AUGAAAACCCAUGUAAAUCUUCUGCGGAGUCCGAGAUCUAAUAUAAGUGAUUGCUCACCGUACGUUUUGAUAAUUGAUUCAUUAGCCGCUACUAAGGACAAUUUAGUGCUUGUCGUAUGUUGUCUGCGUGAGAGAUGGAGUAGGAUGAUGCUGAUUUCUGCUCCAGUAUCGACUAAAAAGUCUGAGCCAGAAAUACGAUCCCUGAUGUGGAAGAGGCGGCUAACAUGUUGGCCAGUGACAGCUGCCGCCAUUACUGUCUGGCCACUUCGUUUUCCUGAUGGUCUGGCUUGUUUGUUGUGA
This is a messenger RNA of Schistosoma intercalatum, 300 nucleotides long. The record is from the annotation of a GenBank genome assembly. Lineage: Eukaryota; Metazoa; Platyhelminthes; Trematoda; Strigeidida; Schistosomatidae.